Messenger RNA from Sciurus carolinensis (gray squirrel), 6183 nucleotides. It is a transcript of the gene Fbxw2, whose product is annotated as F-box and WD repeat domain containing 2. Lineage: Eukaryota; Metazoa; Chordata; Mammalia; Rodentia; Sciuridae. Bases 190 to 1554 code for a protein of 454 amino acids. Gene Ontology annotation, molecular function: protein binding. The transcript has 8 exons. The record is from RefSeq and is a predicted model, not a curated record.
CAGCACCGGAAGCCGCUCCCCAGUGAGGCUGCGGACCCAGAGCGGCGGCCGCAGGUCCAGGCGCCAUGGCUGCGGAGCGGACCCGGCCGCUGCGAGGCUCUGGAGGCCCGAGCGCGCCUAGUCGGUGUGAACCCGGCGCGAGGUCCCGGGCCCCGGGGCGCUCGCUCAGGUAAAUUUUUCCAUAACCUUAUGGAGAGAAAGGACUUUGAGACAUGGCUUGAUAACAUUUCUGUUACGUUUCUUUCUCUGACGGACUUGCAGAAAAAUGAAACUCUGGAUCACCUGAUUAGUCUGAGUGGGGCAGUCCAGCUCAGGCAUCUCUCCAAUAACCUGGAGACUCUCCUCAAGCGGGACUUCCUCAAACUCCUUCCCUUGGAGCUCAGUUUUUAUUUGUUAAAAUGGCUUGAUCCUCAGACUUUACUCACAUGCUGCCUCGUCUCUAAACAGUGGAAUAAGGUGAUAAGUGCCUGUACAGAGGUGUGGCAGACUGCUUGUAAAAAUUUGGGCUGGCAGAUAGAUGAUUCUGUUCAGGACGCUUUGCACUGGAAGAAGGUUUAUUUGAAGGCUAUUUUAAGAAUGAAGCAACUGGAGGACCAUGAAGCCUUUGAGACCUCAUCACUAAUUGGACACAGUGCCAGAGUGUAUGCACUUUACUACAAAGAUGGACUUCUUUGUACAGGGUCAGAUGACUUGUCUGCAAAGCUGUGGGAUGUGAGCACAGGGCAGUGCGUUUAUGGCAUCCAGACCCACACUUGUGCAGCGGUGAAGUUUGAUGAACAGAAGCUUGUGACAGGCUCCUUUGACAACACUGUGGCCUGCUGGGAAUGGAGUUCCGGAGCCAGGACCCAGCACUUCCGGGGGCACACGGGGGCGGUGUUUAGUGUGGACUACAAUGAUGAACUGGAUAUCUUGGUGAGUGGCUCUGCAGACUUCACUGUGAAAGUAUGGGCUUUAUCUGCUGGGACAUGCCUGAACACACUCACCGGGCACACGGAAUGGGUCACCAAGGUGGUUUUGCAGAAGUGCAAAGUCAAGUCUCUCUUGCAUAGUCCUGGAGACUACAUCCUUUUAAGUGCAGACAAAUAUGAGAUCAAGAUUUGGCCAAUUGGAAGAGAAAUCAACUGCAAGUGCUUAAAGACAUUGUCUGUCUCUGAGGAUAGAAGUAUCUGCCUGCAGCCAAGACUUCAUUUUGAUGGCAAAUACAUUGUCUGUAGUUCAGCCCUCGGUCUCUACCAGUGGGACUUUGCCAGUUAUGAUAUUCUCAGGGUCAUCAAGACUCCUGAGAUAGCAAACUUGGCCUUGCUUGGCUUUGGAGAUGUCUUUGCCCUGCUGUUUGACAACCGCUUCUUGUACAUCAUGGACUUGCGGACAGAGAGCCUGAUUAGCCGUUGGCCUUUGCCAGAGUACAGGAAAUCAAAGAGAGGUUCAAGCUUCCUGGCAGGCGAAGCGUCCUGGCUGAAUGGACUGGAUGGGCACAAUGACACAGGCUUGGUCUUUGCCACCAGCAUGCCUGACCACAGUAUUCACCUGGUGUUGUGGAAGGAGCACGGCUGACACCACAAACCACCACCACUGACUGACUUUGGGUGCCGGGGCUGCAAGUUUUGAGUGCAACCUCUGUGGCAGCCCACUGCAUGAACCAAAGUUCUCACCUAAUGGUAUCAUCACGCAGUGCACAAUCAUUUAUCUAUGUUUGCCAGGGGCCAGGGCUUAGGGUGGGGGAGGGUUUGUUUUAUUGACAUAUGGCGCAGCAUGCUAAUGGGGUACACCAUUGACUUCAUUUGUACUUAGUUAUGCUGGUCAGGAUAAGAGGAUGCUUUUUUGGUUCAUCUUACUUGAGUGGAAUAUUGGUUUUAAGUAAAGAAAGUGAAAUGGUUCAUUAAUCUGCUAAUUGGUUGCCUAUAAAAAUCACAUUCAGUCUGUUAUUAAAGCUUCUUACCAUAGCCUUUUUUUCUUUUGAAGUUGAAGCAAAGGUGCUAUGAUGUUGUUAUAGCAACUUCUCUUACAUGGGGCUUAGCUUUUGUAAGAGGUAGUGUUAAAAAGACCAUUGAGUCCUGUGACACUCACAAACUUUCCACCAAAUACAAGUUCCACAGAACUUCUGUCUUCCAGUGCAAAUCUAAUUCUAUAAAUUGUUCACAACUCAUUCUAAGCCCUGGUUCUUGGCAGAGUCAGUGUUGGCCAUGGUUAACAUGUGAGGAUCUCUGUAGUUUGUAUUUCCAUGUGGGAAACACUGGUCCCUUCCACCUGCCUUGAUGAUAGCACAGGUGCCAUGGAGUCACUGAACUGUAAGAAGACUGGGUGUUACAUAGGAGCUUUGCAAUGUCAGGCACUUCACUUUUGUGGUCCCCAGAUUCAUUGUCUGUGCACCCAGGUGUUCACCUAAGAUUUCUUCCAGUCCAGCAUCUACUGAAGUGUGCAGAAGUUGAUACUGCAGUUUCGUCUGAUCCCUGAUUCAUUGUUCCUGUCAGGUGGGAGAUGAGUUAUUAAGGAACUUGAUCAUAUGAAAAGGAUGAGUAAAGAGUGAACGUAGAAAAUAUGAGUUUCCACUUAGAAAACUAAGUAAUUCAUGUAGUUGAGGAUGACAGGAGUCUGAGUUCUGUAGGGAGGCAGUCUGCUAAUUGAGAAGGAAAGAUGUCUGAAUCUGACUUGUCAUCUUCCUUUGCUUCAAACUUGACCUGUGGCCUCAGGCAGAUUAACUCCCUCCCCACCAAGGAAUUGUCCUGAGUUAGUAUUUAAAAACCAAAAUGCCUAAGGGAGUCACUAGGUACACAUAAGUGAAUAGAAUGUACUGUGGAGCAUUGUGCGGAACCCUGGAGAGUACAUCUCAGGGCACCUAUUCAGCUCUUACUGUUUUGCCAUUAACUGAAAUAAGCCCAGUGUUGACAGAUUGGGGGUUUUUUGUUGUUGUAUUUUGGUGGGGUUGUGGCAGGGGGACAAGACUGAACAUCUAGAAAUCCUCUGAUUUUAAAAAUAUUGACAACUGAUUGAAGAUAAUUUAAAAUAAGGUAUUCCAAACAAAACAUGUCUAUGUGGUGCCAGUUUGUGUCCUCUGCUCUCUCACUCUGAAGUUAGGUAAUUUUGUGGCAGAGGAAAUGUUGUAACAUAAUUGUCACAAAUAUUAGGAAGAAAGUAGAGGGAGCAUCAGUAAAUGCUGUUCCCCUGUGUUACUAGGGGAGUGAGGAGGUGGCAUAUUUCUUUCCCAGACCUGCCAGGAUGUAGUUUGAACAUGAACGUAAGAAUUGGAACCUCAAUUAAAGCCUCUGCCUAGCAAUAUGACUUAUUCCUUGCUUCCUCCCACAUAGAGCAUAUCUUUUGUCAGCUGGGGGAAAAGGGUUGCUGGCAGAAGUGAGAAUGCAAACUCUAUAGAUUGGGAACCCAGUUCUCCCCAAAUCUGCAUUAGCAUAGAGCAAGAUGGUGGACUUCAGAAUGCUGUGUAGUUAGUAGAGACUUGUGGUUGAUUUCGAGGACUGGUUUAUUGUCAAUAACCAUGUUGAAACUCCAGGGGGAUAAGGCUAAAGAAUAAUAUCUUCCUUAAUAUCCAGUUUAAUCCAUGUCACAUUUGAGUUCUGUGCAUGAACUCUGCUUUGUCCUAGAAAUGGAACUAGAAUUGUAGCUGGAAUCUUUUGCAGAAGCCCAUGGAGACUUUGGACAAUAAGGGUAAAUCACUUUUUCAUUUCCAACCAGCCUGAAUAAAUAAUUUUUGAGAUUACUGGUCUAAAGACCAUCUCUCCCCUCCACGUCAUUUUCAAAUUCAUCCAAUAGCUUCAUUUGUGAAAAAAUUUUUAUUAAAAAUGACUGAUGUGAAACUUUUAAGUUUUUAGUGGUAUGGAAGUUAUUGUCAAGUUGGUGCUGCUGGAUUUUGACAGCAGUACUUAAGACAGUAAUUGGAGUCCUGGCUUUGAUUCUUCCUCACACAGGCCUUUAUUUCACUUGAGCAUUUUAUUUAAUUGCUUUACAGAUGAUGAAUUGAUUGCUAGCUUUUAUAAAAAGUAAAUGGUAAGCUGGGCAUGGUGGUGGACACCUUUAAUUUGGCAACUUGGGAGACUGAGGUAGGAGGAUCACAAGUUCAAGGCCAACUUAGUGAGACUGUCUCAAAGAAAAGAAAAUAGAAGGUAGUUCAUCCUUUUUACAAAAUAAAGCAAGGCAGGGUCAGAGAAAGGAACAGGCAGAGCAUAACUAAAGUUACGCUGUACUUUCUUAGUCUCCUUUGAUUGAGUUGAGGGUUGUCUUGUGUACAUGGUGACUCUGCUUCUUAGCCUAGAGGCAAGGAAAUGACCUUUGCCUCAUCUGUGAAUAUUUUCAUUUCUGAAAAAUUCUAAGUUAUUGAUCUGAUAGCCCAUCCUUUUUUUUUUUUUUUUUAAAUGAGGAUUGAAUGUCUUGGGUGACAUUGGCAUGGCAGAAGCGAGGGGUUUCUGUCUCUUCUCUCAGGUUCAUAAAGGGUACAGUAACAACUUCACUCUCCAGGAGAGAACAGUAGCGCUGAGUGGGUGUGAGGUUUUAGCAGACUUUGUUCCCAUUCCAUUGAAAGGUAGUUUUCUCUGACUCCAUUAUUCGAAGUCAUAAGUGUUGUAAAAUAUGACCCUAACCUGAUCCUUUAAACCUAUCAGAGAAAUAAGAAAGACCCUCCAGUGGAAGGACUGGAGAUUGAGAAAGUUCCACAGGAAGAUACAUAUAUUUGGAUAGGUUUUCAAAAGUGAAACACGAGGGGAGCAUUACUAUUACAAUCUGAGGUUUGGACUUCAUUUCUCAUAGUUUGAAAAUUCUUCCAUUCUGGCAAUUGAAAAUGAUAAAGUUUGAAGAUUAUAUUUUCAUUCUGGUACUGCUAACAGAAUGAUUACUAGUAUGCAUUUGUAAAAUAAGGAGAAAAGAAAAUACCUUUGGAAACAGUAUUGUUUUAGACAUGAAGAAAUUGUAUCGUUUAGGUUAGGCAUUUUGACUUAACGGAAGCAGACAAGGACAGUGGGGCCUGGAUUGAUGCAUUGCUUUAGCCAAAGCCAGCUGACUCACUGAAGCUGUGAUUGUGUUCUGGGUCCGUGGGAGCCUGGGGAUGAAUCUUCUUACUAUCACUCUUACAGUUAUCUGUGCCUCUUCCCUGGGCCCUGGUGUAUGAGCCACUUGCCUUUCUCUGUAGCGAAGUGAGAAGAAUCUGAUUGCUACUCACGGAUGCAGUCUUGGGUAGGGCACACUGAUCCCUUUGCCUUUAGGGACACAGAGUUGUAAGGAUAGGAGAGACGCUCUUUAGGUCUGUCCCCUUGACACAGCUUCUCUACCUGUUUAUGCUGGUGCUUUUGCCAAGAUAAUUGGGACAACGGAGACUCUUGAGAAUUAGGCAGUCACAGAGUAUCUGAUGAAAAGAACAGUUUUAACCUUGACAAAAUGCCUACUGGCCAUCGUUGGCAGUGUCUCUGAACAGAGGCUCCCAUGCCUGCUCUAAGAAAGUGAAAUCUUUCCAGAGUAAAUCCUCCAGUGUAUUUCUGAAUGGUCCUUGCACCACUCCCAUCAGGCUAAGUGAUCAUGCCCAGUGCAAAAUGGUGUUUUGCUGUCAAGUUGUUUCAGUUUCCAGUCUUGCCCAGACCCAGAGCAAUUCAGUUGCUUUGUUAGUAUUUCAGUCCUGACCAGCGUAAACUCAGUUACUGCGGCCCAUGGAUUCCAGCUACUUGUGUUCAUGAGUGUGCCUAAAUAAAAAAUGUUUUUGCAUAUUCAAACCCAGGAAAUUAUUAAUUCAGAUGACAAACUCAAUGUUUUGGUGUCCUUAUACUCACAUAGUGAACAGACAGAUGUAUUUCACUAAUUGAGACAGUACUCUUGAUGAGAGUGCUCAUGGUCCACUUACAUACAGCACCAUGGUAAAAUUCAUCAACUCACGUCUCACUAAUUUUUGAUGUAUGUUGUGAUCUAGAGGGAAUAAGUGAAGUUUAUAUAUGAACUGUGUGGGGUGGGGGUCAGAAGGGAUUACUUAAGCAAAUAGUGGAGUGAUUUGUGAAAUAAGAUGUUUUUAUAAAAUGAGAAGUUAUUUUCAAGCAUCACAGAAUCGUUCUUUCACCCAUGAGUGAUUGUGCUAACUAUAAAUCAUUUAUAUCUAUACGUGAAAGCAGAUUCCCUCAAUUAGGCAACAUUUGGCUAGCCAAGCCCAAGCUAUUGUUUGUACUUGAAAGUAAUAAAGCUGCAUUUCCUUACACA